AUGCAGCAACAGCCUCCGCCCGAGCCCUCGGGCCCCUCGGCUGAGCCCACUAAGCCUCCCUACAGCUACAUCGCCCUGAUCGCCAUGGCCAUUCAGAGCUCCCCAGGACAGCGUGCCACCCUCAGCGGCAUCUACCGCUACAUCAUGGGCCGCUUCGCCUUCUACCGCCACAACCGACCCGGCUGGCAGAACAGCAUCCGCCACAACCUGUCCCUCAACGAGUGCUUUGUCAAGGUGCCCCGCGACGACCGCAAGCCCGGCAAGGGUAGCUACUGGACGCUGGACCCCGACUGCCACGACAUGUUCGAGCACGGCAGCUUCCUGCGCCGCCGCCGCCGCUUCACUCGACGGACAGGUGCUGAGGGCACCAAGGGCCUCCCCAAGGCACGCCGCGGACCCCCCAGAACUGCCAGCCAGGACCCAGGUGGCCCCAGCAGCGUGACCGACAACAGGCAAUGCCCACUUCCACCAGGGCCCGCAGACCCCAAGGGCCUGAGCUUCGGGGGUCUGCUGGGAGCCUGGCCAGCGGGCAUGCACCCAGCUAGCACCGACGCCAGGCCUCAGCUACUGCCAGAGCCCAAACAGAUGUCUGUUCCCAAGCCCGCCUGCCCAGGGGAGCUCCCCACAGCCCCCUCGCCUUCCUCGUGCCCCGCGUUUGGCUUUCCUGCUGGAUUCUCAGAGGCCGAGAGUUUCAACAAGGCCCCUGCACCUGUCUUGCCCACGGAGUCAGGCAGCAUCGGGAGCAGCUACCAGUGCCGCCUGCAGGCGCUGAAUUUCUGCAUGGGGGCCGAGCCGGGUCUAGAGCACCUCUUGGCAGCCGCAGCCCCCUCCCCUGCACCAUCCACCCCCCCAGCCUCCCUGAGGGCCCCGUUGUCCCUGCCGGCUGACCCCAAGGACUCCUGGGUCAGUGGGGGUUUGCCUGGGCAGGGAGCCCCUGGCUACCCAUUGGGGCUGACCCCUUGCCUCUAUCGGACACCAGGAAUGUUCUUCUUUGAGUGAAGGCAGCCUGCCAACUGCAGCCUGCAGGCCGAGCCCGGCUCC
Ochotona curzoniae (black-lipped pika) is the source of this 1041-nucleotide messenger RNA. It is a transcript of the gene FOXS1, whose product is annotated as forkhead box S1. Lineage: Eukaryota; Metazoa; Chordata; Mammalia; Lagomorpha; Ochotonidae. Gene Ontology annotation, molecular function: RNA polymerase II cis-regulatory region sequence-specific DNA binding; DNA-binding transcription factor activity, RNA polymerase II-specific. The record is from RefSeq and is a predicted model, not a curated record. The coding region runs from base 1 to 999 and encodes 332 amino acids. The transcript has a single exon. Gene Ontology annotation, biological process: cell differentiation; anatomical structure morphogenesis; regulation of transcription by RNA polymerase II.